Tetranychus urticae (two-spotted spider mite) is the source of this 6070-nucleotide messenger RNA. RefSeq names its product complement C3. Gene Ontology annotation, cellular component: extracellular region. NCBI's taxonomy places the organism in Eukaryota, Metazoa, Arthropoda, Arachnida, Trombidiformes, Tetranychidae. The record is from RefSeq and is a predicted model, not a curated record. Gene Ontology annotation, molecular function: endopeptidase inhibitor activity.
UUAAAAUCCUUUUUUUCCAACAUCUAUGGGUUUUGUUUUUGUAGCAACUUGAUUAAAACUACACACAUCAUCAAAUUUCCCUUUUGUUUGAUAUUAGAGAGCAACUUUAAUCAAACUACAAUUUAAGCUUUUCGUUCUGAUUGUUCACCAUGUUUAAACACUUCUCAACCGUCCAUUUUACUGGACUAACAAUCAUCAAGUAAUUUUUCUCUGUGGACAAGUGAUUUACUUUUACAAUGUUAACUCGACAUUGAAAGUGAUUUUCCCAUCAUACAUUUACCUUAUUUUUCAUCAUCUUUUCUAGCUGUUUCUUUGUUUACCUCAUCUUUUUUUGUUUCUCAGCUUCAUCAUGAUUCAAUUGAAAAUUAAACUAAAUCACCUUCUUGUGAUUCUUAUUCUUUCUUUGUGUAUCCAGUCAUUAUGUUGUCUUCCUUUGGUCAUGGCUCCGAAAAUUUUUCGUCUUUACACUCAGGAAAAUGUCGUAGUUCUUCCACUGACAGAAGAAGCAUUCCUCCUUGAAAUUAAAGCCAACGAUCAAGUUCUAUUCACAAAAUACUUUCCCAAAUCGCCAAAAAAUCCAUUUUCUGUUCCGAUAGAGCUUGGUGCCAAUGUUUCAACAGGAGUAGCCAAAUUGUCAGUGAUAAAUAGGGAUGGCGAUGAAAAUAGUUCACAAAUCAUCAUUACUGGUGAUACAGGUUUCGGUUUUAUUCAAACGGACAAGCCUAUUUACACUCCUAAGGAAAAGGUUAGAAUCAGGUUGAUGAGACUUGAUGAUGAUCUUAAACCAAUGGCCGAUAAAGUUAAAUUAUCUAUAAAAAACCCUCACAAAAUAAUCAUGGAUGAAGUUGUACUGGAAUCAUCAAAAGAUAAUUACUUUAUUAACCAUGAAUUCAAUAUACCUCCUCAUUUCCUUCAAGAUCCAGUUAAAAACAAAUGGACCAUUAUAAUGGCUUAUGGGCCUGAAUUUCAAGUGACGUCUAAUGCAACUUUUGAAGUUCGAGAAUAUAUUUUACCUUUAUUUCAAGUCACUCUCAAAUCAUUACAAUUUAUUACACCUUCAACAUCUAUUGUCAAUGGAUCGGUAAAGGCAACUUAUCUCACUGGUAAACCCGUCACUGGUACUGUUAGAUUUAAAUUUAAAAUUCGCGAUUCUACUAAUCGUUCUAUUGGAAUUGGUCAAACAGAUGAACUUGAAUUGGUUAAAGGAGAAACAAGUUACAAAUUUUCUACCAAUGAGUUCAGUGAAAGUGGAGUUGAAGUCUCAAUGAUUAUCGGAAGUGUUCUUGUAGUUGAAGCAACUGUCAUUGAAGCAGCUACUCGUCAAAAAGUUAAACACAUUGAUAGUUCCACAUAUUUUGUUUCUUCACCGUACAAAGUCAGCUUCGAAUCAUCAUUUAGAGUUUUCCGACCUGAACAUCCAAUAAGAUUGAUUGCAGAAAUCUAUGAUGUCCAUAAUCAACCCGUUGUUGGUAUUCCCGUUCGAUUGUCUGUUUUCAGUAGUCGUAUGGUCACCAAAGAUGUUAUCAGUGAUGAUUUGGGAAGAGUAACUGUUGACUAUGAUACUACUACUCAGGAUAAAAAAAUUAUCUUUGAAGUUCGUACAAGAGAUGCUAAGCUUAAAGAGGAUGAACAGUCCUUUUCUCGUCUCUUGGUUGAACCAAGUAACCAAACCUCAGCAGCGCUGACCCUUGUUGAGAAAAAUGAUCGUUUCAAGGUUGGUGAUAAGUAUACAAACUCCAUUAUCUUUGAAGGAUCAACUUUUAUUUUCUCCCAAGCUUAUUAUAUAACUGUUGUUCGUGGACGAAUAGAUAAACUAGAACGUAUCCCUGAUAACGAUAAUUUCGGAUUUACUAUUGAACCUCACAUGGCUCCAAGUUUUCGUCUAAUUGCCAUUUCUUACAGAUAUGAUAGAGUUGUUUCAGAUUCACUUUUGAUCAAUGUUGAUCCUCCUGAAUGUUCACUCAAUCUAACAUACACUAAUUCAAAAGGAGCCACAAACGACAUAGAACCAGGUGAAAAUGGAACUUUAAUAGUGUCCGCAAACCAGAGCGAAAAUCGUCGACAAAUUUCAAUUGUUGGUGUUGACGAAGCUGUCUAUUUAUUAAGAUCUGCCAACACUUUAACUCGACAUGGAUUACGUAAGAUGUUUAACUCAAAAGAUAAAGGUUGUGGCCCGGGUGGUGGAAUCGAUCCGACUGAUGUACUUCUCAAUUCUGGUCUGGUUAUCGCUGGAAUCCCAUCAAAUUCAAUUGGAUCUAGCUGUGUUCACAUGAAUGAUAAGUCCUCAAAACGCAGACCGAUUCGAGCUUCUCCCAGAAUAUAUAUUACUUCAUCUUCUUCAUCAAUGCGAAAAUUUGCUUCUUCUCCCACUUAUUCAUCUCAUUCAGCAUCUCCGGUCUCUUCGUCAAAACAGUAUUCUACGAACGCUUUCAUCAACCAAUGCUGUCGUUUGGGUAAAAUAAAACCAAAUGAUAAAGCCAAAGCAAUGUCAUGUGAAGAAAGGCGAGAUAUAUUACUUCGAAGUGUCAAAAAUGUCAACUGUGCCUCUGCAUUUUUAGAUUGUUGUUUAAAUUCAAUUAUCCCACCUUUAUUACGCACUUCUGUUUUCGAUGUUUCCAGUGGAGAAUCCAAAGGACAAGAUAAUACAGAAGCGGGUGUUACUCUUGGUGAAGAAGAUGCCAUUGAAGAGUCUACUUUAAUUCGUCAAGAUUUCAGAGAAACUUGGCUAUUCGAUCUGGUAACUCUCGAUGAAUCUCAAACUUCAGUCAAAUAUCCAGUAACAGUUCCUCAUACAAUAACAUCUUGGCGAUUAAAUGCAAUGUCAUUAUCAGCCAAAGAUGGUCUUUGUUUGAUGGACAAACCUCUUCGAUUAAUAUCCAACAAAGAGCUUCACAUUCGAGUUGAUUUACCUUAUUCUAUAGUUGUUAAUGAACAAGUUGAAAUGCUAGUUACUAUAUUCAACAAUGGACCGACUCGUAAAAAGGUGAAUCUAUUUAUGUACGGAGUUGACGGUGUAUGUUCAGAGGCUGAUGCAGGACAAAAAACAGAACGUCGUUUGGUUACAGUUGAACCAGGCAUGUUGCAUACUGAAGGUUUUGCUUUAUCACCGAUCAGAACUGGGGAAUUUAAAAUACAAGUCGAUGCCUUGGCUCAUGGAACCUCAGAUGUUGUAAUCAAAACACUUCACGUUGUACCUCAAGGUAUUACCAUUAUUGAUAGCUAUGCUGUUCAACUCGACCCAAGAAAUCUUCAGCACCGACAGAAAAGAUCUAUUAAGAGAGAGAAUUUAUUUGACUCAAUUGAUCCAGAUAAAGGUGAACAAAAGACAAGAAUUGAUUUGAUCCCGAGAACUCAAACUUCAGCAAUAGUUCCAGAUUCCGAAGAAUGUGUUGUUUCUGCCAUUGCAGACUCUUUGGGACCUUCUGUUAUCACAACUCUGUCAAAUAUUAAUCAUUUAAUUAUCAAGCCAACGGGCUGUGGUGAGCAAAAUGUCAUUAGAAUGGCACCAACUUUAUUUACAUUGGACUAUCUCAACGCAACUGGUCGGUUAACUGUAACUCAACGGGAAACGGGUUUGAAGUAUCUUAAAGCUGGUUAUGAAAAUCAAAUGAUGUUUCGUAAACUUGAUGGAUCUUUCUCCACCUUUGAGAAGCGACCAAGUUCAUUGUGGUUAACAGCAUUUGUAACUCGUAUCUUAUGCAAAGCAGCUCCAUUUUUAGGUGAUAGUUUGGAUCCUGAAGUUAUCUUAACCGCAGUCGACUAUUUGGUUGAUCAUCAGGAAUCUUCACCUUCAGGCUCAUGGAAAGAAUAUCACCCCGUUAUUCAUAAAUCAGCUCUUGGUGGUUUGACUGGAGUCAUUCCAAUUACAGCAUUUACUUAUACUACUCUUCGAAGCUGUGAAAAUUUCACUUACCCUCGAAUACUUGCGAAAAGACGAGAUAAAUCCUUGAAAUUAGCAGAAUCAUAUCUUUGUGGUAAAUUAACGUCAGAGUUAGCUAAAGGAGAUCCAUAUCAUUUAGCUCUUUUGGCUUAUAGCUUGUCAACCACGACAUGCCUACAGUCAGCAGAACGCCGAAAGUCUAUAAUUUCUCGUUUACGGGAAAUCGGCGUUUAUUCUUCUGGAGAAAACAAAUUAUUUUGGAACACGACAACUCCCAUUGAAACAACUGGUUAUGUUUUAUUGGCUCUUCUCAAUUUAAGAGAAACAAAACCCGAUGAAAUCAAAGCAAUAAUAAAUUAUUUAGAGUCUCAAAGGUCUUAUACUGGUGCUUUUGAUGCUACUCAAGAUACUAUUGUUGCAUUAGAGGCUUUGUCAACUUAUGCCAAAUCAGCUUAUAAUUUGACAGAUAUCAAUCUUAUUUGUAAUAUCUCAUCCGGACGAUUCCGUAAAUCGAUUGAAUUUCAUGAAGAUAACGCUCAGGUCAUGCGAACCUUUGAAAUAAACAAUGAAUGUGACUAUGUUGAUAUGAUUACUCGAGGAACUGGACUUGGCUCGGUUCGUGUCAAGUACAAGUACAAUGUUUUAGAGGCUCCAGAAAAAUUAUGUGGCUUUGAACUGGAUGUUAAUGUUACACAAGCAAUCGAUUCACCUGAGCAAAUUAUUCUCUCUGACUCUGACAUCCAACUCGACGAUCUUUUCAAUAUUACUAUGUUAGCUGAAAUUGGUGUGCUUAAUGAUCGUCUUGUCCAAGUUGAAUCUGUCGUUGACUCAACCCUUACCGAUAAUAAUGACUCUAGUUCUUCAAAAACUGGUCCAUCUUAUACUGCAAAUGAAAAGGCUGAAAGUAAUUUGAAACUAUCAGGAGCCUCUAAGGUGACAAACAAGCUUACAGUUUGUGCCAAGCGUUUUGACUCAGUUGACUCUGGAAUGGUUAUACUUGAAGUUGGAAUUCUCAGUGGUUUUGUCCCAGAUGAAAAUGAUUUAGUGGCACUUAAAAAGAACAAUCCUUUCAUUUCGUCUUAUGAAAAAACUGCUCGUUCAGUUAUAUUUUACUUGGAAGAUAUUUCAUCAAAACAACAGUAUUGUUUGAAUUUCAAAAUUUACCAAGAAAACAAAGUGGCCAACUUACAAUCAGCUAUGGUUAAAAUUUAUGAUUAUUACAAAAAAGGCCAAGGCUGUUCUCAAUUGUACCAUUCAACUCGUCGCACUGAUUAUCUCAAGAAAAUCUGUAACUCGAGUAUUUGUCAUUGCACUGCUCGGUGGGUUUGCCCAUUGAAUGAUAAUUUGAAUGAGGUUGGUGAGAUUGGUUCUGUGAAUAUCAUUAGAGCCAAAGAUAAGUUUGCUAGAUUGCUUUGCUCGGGACAAUAUGGAUUUGUUUGGUUGGGUCGAUUCGUUAAACAUACUGAGCUUGAUAGUUUAGUUCUUUUAAACUUUAAAAUCGGUCAAUCUAUUUACGGAGAUGGGCAAGAAGGACAAGAUCGAAUCUUCACUAUGGAUCGCAGCUGCUUUGAACCGAAUAUGCUCAGGACAACAUUUACGGAAACCUUUUUACUCAUGGGUAAAUCACGAAACACUACGACACUUCAUUUGGAUUCAAGAUCAAUUUUGUAUGAUCUGGAAAAUAUUGGCUCUAAGGAUCCGAAGAUUCAUUAUACUAUAAAAAGAGUCAUUGAUGACUUUAAACGUACAAGGCGACAGUUGACUUGUUGAUUGGGAUAAAGCAUCAUUAAUACCAUUUUUGUCAUUUUUGUAUCAUUGUCAUUGAUAUUUCACUUAAUCUCAGUUCAAAUUGAAGAAAUCAAGUGCCUCAUACGCAUUUCGCAUUUAAACUUAAUUACUAUAUUCUUAUACAAAUUUGUCCUAAUCUUCUGAUUACACUAUUCUCAAUAGCGCGUUUAUGUAUCUUUUGGUGCAUUUUUUGUAUAAUUGAACCUCUAAAGACCACCGAAAUCAGCUUUGAUUAAGAUGAGCUGUCAUAAAAAUGGGCCUGUCGUGGUAAUGGUACUCUUCCAUGCUGUACGAUAUGUUAACUAUGCACUUUUUUGAUUAUGGUGAUAACAAACAUUUCAAACGAGAUUAAUCCUUUGUCACUGUGCCAACGAUGUAAAUAAAACAACAUAUGUAUCUGAA